AUGGCAUCGCCAAGAUGGAAGAAGCUAUAUGAAUACGCAGCAUGCGACCUCGCCGAUGGCCUACUGAAGCUACACGUACCAGGCGCGGGCUUCCUCGCUGAUAUCACCAGCGUUCCCAAGCCUGAACUGAAGAAGGUCCUCGCGCCUGCAUCGACCUUCCUUAUGAUUCCGAAAGCGACCAAGUCGUUCCCGAGCCCUCCCAAAAUGGCGGAUAGCAUUCCAGCUUCCAACCUUACCGACUCCAGGCCGUACGCAGAUUAUACCGAGAGCGGCACCAUUGUAGUCAUCAGCCAGCCUCCAGGGCAGUCGUGCGCAGUCGUCGGAGGGAUUAUGGCAGCUCGCAUGCAGCAUCUCGGUGCAGAGGGUAUCGUGGUCGACGGUCGCGUGCGGGACAUUACUGCGCUGAAUCAGACGCAGCUGCCCAUCUGGUCCAAAGCGACGUCUGUCAUCGGUGCGGGAGCCGAGACCAAGUUUCAUGCACACAAUGUACCCGUGAGGAUUGGCGAGACGGUGGUCGAAGCCGGCGAUAUCAUCAUGAUUGACCCUUUCGAAAAUGGUGUGGUCGCGGUGCCACAGGGCAAGGUAGACGAACUGCUCGAUCUACUACCGAAGCUGAUCGAGGCGGACGAGAGGGUGAUUGCGGACGUGGGGAGAGGAGUCAGCGUGGAGGAGGCGUUCAAGAGACAUAGGAAUUAG
This is a messenger RNA of Alternaria ventricosa, 696 nucleotides long. RefSeq lists its product as uncharacterized. The record is from RefSeq and is a predicted model, not a curated record. NCBI's taxonomy places the organism in Eukaryota, Fungi, Ascomycota, Dothideomycetes, Pleosporales, Pleosporaceae. The transcript has 3 exons. The coding region runs from base 1 to 696 and encodes 231 amino acids.